Molecule: messenger RNA, 975 nt
Organism: Oikopleura dioica
Lineage: Eukaryota; Metazoa; Chordata; Appendicularia; Copelata; Oikopleuridae
Source: the annotation of a GenBank genome assembly
AUGAAGCUUGCCUGCCAUUUUACCUUGAUGACUGCAGUUUCUGCUCAAGGUGAAGAGAAGGGAAGAUGGGUAACUGGACAGACUCUCGGGGCGAGAUCGAGAAUCAGUAGCAUGAUUCCAAACAACCCUCGAAGAUUCAGUUUGUUCACUGACAUCAUGACUCAUCGAAAUUCAAACUUUAACGUCUAUUACGGUGGUUCUUACGGCUGCCACUGCGCCUUCCUUGCCUCUGACCGACCUCUCACUUCACCUGGAACCGGACCACCAGUCGAUGAUCUUGACAGAACGUGCAAAAACUUCAAGUCUUGUCUCUCUUGCGCCCGAGAAAAGUACGGAACGACGUGCAUUUCAGAGCUUCAAGAAUACGGCUACACGAAGGAGUCGAAUGGCUACAUUCAGUGCACCGACCAAGCGGAUACUUGCCAACGUGCAAUUUGCGAAUGCACAGCUCUCUUUGCCGUCGAGCACGCAGCUAUCGACGACGUUACUAACGGAUUCCUCCAUUACAUGAACUACCCUAUGUUCAAGCAUCAAGAAAUCUGCCCGCAUCUGUGCAAUAAAGAGAAGUUCGAUUUGAGCAACUCGAGCGAGCACCUUGAAGAAGGAACGUCGGACGGGCGAUAUCCAUCGCUUGAAUUCCUUGUCAACGGUAGAAAAUGCUACGAAAAAGAAGACGGAUCUCAAAUCGUCUGGAACAGCGAGCAGCAGAGAUGGGAGAUUACGAAAGAUGGGGAAGUAGAGUUUGUUCACCUUUCCGACCAAGCGUGUCCUCCAAAAGAAGGCUGGAAUUUAACAAACGAGGAUGGUUCUGUUGGAGAAGGCGCAAACAUUCUUGUUGGGCGACCAAAUGUGGGACCUGAGGAAGCAUACGACGGACAGUGCUGCGCUAAUCCAAUCGGACCAUUUUCAAUUUUCAACUCGGUGUCUCAAGAAUGUUGCUCGGAUGGAUCCAUAGCCGCUAUUGGUGACUGCUAG